UCCCACUCGCAAUUCGCGCCUCCAACUUUCUUUUUUACUCUCUCCCCCUCUCUUUCCCAAAAUUGCAAAAAACGCCAAAAUGGAGAAAAAGCAAGGUUUUUUCUCAGCAGUAGCUCGCGGUCUCUCGCCGGCGAGGUCUCGUUCACGUUCACGGUCGGAGAGCCCAGUUCGAAGUUCGUCGGCAUUGACGGGCUUCUUCCAGCGCCGCUGGAAGGGGGCCCACAAGCAAAUUAGCGGGCUAUUGGACCCUCCGGUGCCAAGAUUUGGUAACUUGGCGCCAUUGAUGGAGGGUCCGGAUCCGGGUGAGGUCGGUGAUGGCGGGAAUCCGAGAAGGGAACUGGAGUUGCGUUCUUGGCUGGAUCGGGUCACCGCCGCUUCGGAACCGAGGCUGUUGCUUGGUGUCAUGGGGGCCCCACUGGCGCCGGUGCACGUUAGCUACGGAGAGCCGCUUCCCUAUCUUAGUAUUAAGGAUACUCCCAUUGAGACCUCCUCUGCCCAGUACAUACUCCAGCAGUACAUUGCAGCGUCAGGAGGACUAAAGUUCCAGAGCUCAAUCCGAAACUCAUAUGCAAUGGGAAAGGUCAAAAUGAUCGCCUCAGAUUUCGAGACAGCAACUAAAGUCAUGAAGAAUGCUUCAAAGACUACGGAAUCUGGAAGGUUUGUGCUUUGGAAAAUGGCUCCUGAGAUGUGGUAUGUUGAGCUUGCUGUUGGUGGAAGCAAGUUCCACGCUGGAUGCAAUGGCAAGCUUGUGUGGAGGCAUACUCCGUGGCAUGGUGCUCAUGCUGCUAAAGGUCCUGUUAGACCACUUCGAAGAGCACUUCAGGGUCUGGAUCCAUUCACCACGGCAAGCAUGUUUGCUAAUGCACAGUGCAUUGGAGAGAAGAAGGUUAAUGGGGAGGAUUGCUUUAUCCUCAAGCUUUCUGCAGACCCUCAUACUCUAAAGGCUAGAAGUGAAGGCGGUGCUGAGAUCAUAAGGCACUUCAUGUUUGGGUAUUUCAGCCAGAGAACUGGGCUUCUCAUCCAUCUUGAGGACUCGCAGUUGACUCGAACACAAUCAAUUACCGGUGGUGAUGCUUUAUAUUGGGAGACCACCAUCAACUCCUUCCUUGAUGAUUAUCGUCCGGUUGAGGGUGUAAUGAUUGCGCAUUCUGGUCGCUCUGUUGUGACCCUUUUCAGAUUUGGUGAGGUUCCUAUGAGUCACACAAGGAAUAGAAUGGAGGAGGUUUGGACUAUAGAGGAGGUGGCAUUCAAUGUUCCUGGUCUUUCAUUGGAUUGCUUCAUUCCUCCGGCUGAUAUAAAAAGUGGCUCAGUAAGUGAAAUCUGUCAGCUUCCUCAAGCUGAAAAGGGGAAAUCCACAAUGUUAGGUAGUCAUCGGGCUAAGGUUGCAGCUAUAGAGAAGACUGACGGCCGGAUCACUGAUAAUGUCUUGUGGAGGUUGGAGGUUUGAAGCUAGGGUUAUAUAGGAGUACUAGAAGAAGGGAAUUCAGUUGUUUAUAGUCGUAGUUCUUUUUUCUGAGCUGACUAACUCAAUUAACAGUAACUGAACUGAAGGAAUUCGGAGAAUUUGUUUAGGUCGUUGAUUGGGUUCAUUACUUCACAAUGCCUCAUGGAGUGGGAGUUUCUUCGUUUUUUUACAGGGUGCUGCCUUCCAUGCUCAAGGGAUCGUUGCACCAACUAUGCUUCGAUUUCCUAAUGCUAAUUCUCAAGGGGUGGCAAUGAAAGGGUUUGCUGCCAGUUUGUGUAACUACUCAUUUGGUUUUUUAAUUUUCUGAAUUCUAGUUGUUGGUAUGAUUGUGUGUUCUUUUGUUGAUUGGAGUUAGAAGAUAUUGUUAAUGAAUGUUGGUAGGCAACAAAUAUGAUCAGCUUUGGAUUAAUGUAAGAAGUAGAGAGUUGUAACUGAUAUAUGGCUUUAUAAGCGUCUUGAUGUUCUUUCUUCAGAUAUAUUCCCUGUUUUGUACAAAUGUAUUUACUUUGUUAUGUGUCUUGA
Messenger RNA from Asparagus officinalis (garden asparagus), 1987 nucleotides. RefSeq lists its product as uncharacterized. The transcript has 3 exons. The coding region runs from base 80 to 1447 and encodes 455 amino acids. NCBI's taxonomy places the organism in Eukaryota, Viridiplantae, Streptophyta, Magnoliopsida, Asparagales, Asparagaceae. The record is from RefSeq and is a predicted model, not a curated record.